GGAAUGAGAUCAGUUUUCAUUUGUUUCCAAAUAACAGUAAGAGGUUACUAUUCGAAACAAAUGGGUUUUUUUGGUUCAUGAUUCAUGAUUCAUGAAUCCUGAAUGAUACCAACAAAAAAUAAAAAAAAAAGGUGAUUCCCUUCUUUUAUUUCAAUUUUAGGGAAAAAAUAUCAACUUUUGUUGUUUUUUCUUUCUUUCUUUUCUAGAAAAAUACCCUUUAUAGUUUUUAUUUUUGAAACUCAACCGUUGUGAAAUAAAAAACUUACGAAUCCAGACGAUUCUGUGAGAGGGUUUUAAAAGCACUAGUGAUGAAAAUGAGUUCCUUUCCAGAGUGAUUUUUAUUAAAUAAAUAAGAGGGUUUUUGAUAAUUUCUUUUUGUUUUUUCCUGGAAAAAAGUUUGGAUUUUUAUUUUUCCAGAUAAGAAAAGUAGGAGGAGGGGUCGUCUCUGUGGGAUAGAGAUAGUUGUGGGUUUUUUAUAAUAAAAGGGGAGAGAAGGAGCGUCGAAGAAAAAAAAAUAACAGAGGAGAGCGUCAGAGAGAGAAAAAUAUAUUACAAUGGAAGAGACAAGGAAGAAGAAGAAGAAUAAGAUCCUUGUUAAUAACGAAGUAGAUGAUUCCAAAAAGAAGGAGCGUCAUUUUGUUACCUGGUCACAGCAGGAGGAUGAUAUACUCAGACAGCAAAUCAGUUUAAAUGGAACUCAAAAUUGGGCGAUCAUUGCAUCCAAGUUCACUGAUAAGAGCACAAGGCAGUGUAGAAGGAGAUGGUAUACAUACUUGAACUCUGAUUUCAAGAGAGGAGGUUGGACCCCUGAAGAAGAUACACUCUUGUGUGAGGCGCAGAGAUUGUUUGGGAACAGAUGGACUGAGAUUGCAAAAGUGGUCUCAGGCAGAACUGAUAAUGCAGUGAAGAACAGGUUCACAACACUGUGCAAGAAGAGAGCUAAGUAUGAAGCCAUGGCUAAAGGGAACAACAUUGCUUCUUCUGUAAACUCAAACAACAAGAGAAUCUUGCUCCCAGAUGGUAUUACUACACCACUCAAAGUAGAAACUGAAUCUCCUCUUGCUAAGAAAACGAGGAGAAGUCAACACAUUCCAAACCUUAAAGAGAUCACUAGCUAUGGGGAUAGAUCACAUAUAAAGGUUCAUUCAGGUGUGAAUCAGCAGGCAAAACCUGUUCUACUACCCCACAAUGCCACAAUUGAGGAGCAUCAAACAGGUGAGCGUAAAGGCAAUCAACAAGUGUUUCUCAACAAGGACAAUCCAAAGGUAACAAACUUGAUGCAACAAGCCGAGCUUCUCAGUUCAUUGGCCCAGAAAGUUAACUCAGACAACACUGAACAAAGCAUGGAGAAUGCAUGGAAGGUCCUGCAAGAUUUCUUGAAUAAAAGCAAAGAGAAUGAUAUAUUCCGCUGUGGACUUCCGGAGAUGGAUUACCAGCUUGAGGAGUUCAAGGAUCUUGUUGAAGACUUGAGGAGUAGUAAUGAAGAUAUUCAAGCAUCUUAUAGGCAACCUGAUCUCCAUGAUUCACCAGCAAGCUCUGAGAAUAGCUCAGGAGGAUCAACUGUAAUGCCGUUCCCUUCUGGUGAUGAGACCCAACAACAACCAAUGCAUGAUAGUCAGACAAUAUCUCAAAAUGGUGUGGAGUUAGUACAAGAUAAAGGGAUUGUCUCUGAUGAUGCAAUUGUGGAGGAACAAGUGGAUUUACUCUCAACUUGUCAUGAUGUCCUAAAGAAUUCUAAUGAGAUUGUGCCUAUGUCUGGUGAUGAAGAGUUUAACUCGCCUGUUCAAGUCACUCCGUUGUUCAGAUCUCUAGCUGCAGGCAUCCCUAGCCCUCAGUUCUCUGAAAGUGAGAGGAGCUUUCUGCUAAAGACACUGGGUGUGGAGUCCCCAUAUCCAUGUCCGAGUGCUAAUCCUUCACAACCACCUCCUUGCAAAAGAGUCCUUCUUGAUAGUUUGUAAACCAAACCAAAACCAACCAGAAAAAGCUGUCCCUAAAACCGCGGUUGUGUCCUCAUGGAGAUGGACAUAACUUGCAUUUCUUCUCUCUUUUUUUGCUUAGAUUUUUCUUCAUAGGUUUGCAGCCAUAUCGGCCUGAAAAAAUUUUAGAUGAACCGGGCGUGCCAUGAUCUGCAUUUUUUUCCCCCUCUCAGUGGUCUAGACUCCAUAGAAUGUUAAAAGGUAACAUUUCUAAGUCUAGACCAAUCUCAGAAACUGAGUUAUCUCUCUCAGAUACUCAGCAUUCAAAAAUCUUUGCUCACUCAGUAGGAGAGUUUCCUUUCAUCAUCAUUUCAUACUUGAAGCCAUUCAUAAAAAAAUGCUUCAAGUAUGAGUGUUUCUUCAUUUUAUGAUUUGUGUUGUGUCUAAGAAAAAAAAAGAAAAAUUCUUUGGUUUCUUCUCCCCCUCUUUUAAGGUAAAAACCCAGAUACAUAAUCCGGGUCUUUUGCCUUCCCCAUCAUGAAUUCUUGAUUUGUUGUGUUUCUUGAUUCUCUGUACAGAAGAAACCUAUAUAGUAACAACUUCAGAGAGGCAUGUCGCCUUUCUAUAUACAGUAAUGAUUAGAAAACAGACAGAAGAAGAAGAAGAAGAAGAAGAAAAGAUAAAGCCAAGACUAGCAUAAGGUUUUGGAGAAGAAGAAAAAAAAAACUUUGCUUUCAACCAGUUGCUUUCUGUAGUAACUUCUCAUUGGUGUGAGAAGAAGAAAAACAGAAAAAAAAAUAAAUUUCUGUUUCCCCUUUUGUUUCCCUCUCAGAAGAUUCAUGUGAUUUUGUAAAGAGAUGAUUAUAUAAGUGGAAAUGAUUUGAUUUUGGUGUGAAAUAUACAGUCUAUUUA
This is a messenger RNA of Raphanus sativus (radish), 2828 nucleotides long. RefSeq names its product transcription factor MYB88. The transcript is spliced from 9 exons. Lineage: Eukaryota; Viridiplantae; Streptophyta; Magnoliopsida; Brassicales; Brassicaceae. Gene Ontology annotation, molecular function: DNA-binding transcription factor activity, RNA polymerase II-specific; RNA polymerase II cis-regulatory region sequence-specific DNA binding. The record is from RefSeq and is a predicted model, not a curated record. Gene Ontology annotation, cellular component: nucleus. Bases 555 to 1958 code for a protein of 467 amino acids. Gene Ontology annotation, biological process: regulation of DNA-templated transcription.